GUGCUCCAAUCGCGUCUGACUAUAGCGAGGACAGAUUCAUCCCCCUCACACCACGUGGACUUUGAGUAUUCGGACACGCUCUGUAGCACGGCAUGGCGGGACGACUACGUCCGCCUGCACUCCGCCAUUCGCGCUGCCAGUACCGCUGCCUACACCCCCCCUCCCUCUCCCACUCCCCCUACCCCUGCUUCCUCCCCCGCCUCCCACUCCUCCCGCCGAUUGCUCUCGCUCGCAAAUUCCCCACCAUUGCCACCACCAGCCGCAGCAGCAACAGUGACAUCAGCAGCAGCAGCAGCAGCAGCUGCUACAUCAGCAGAAGUCCCUGAACCAAGCUUGUCAAACCAGACCGUCCCAGCUUCUCCCAUUCGCUUCCUCACGUUCGACCAAGCCGGGCACUGCGGGGGCUUCGGGGACUUUCUAGUCGGGCUCGUCUCCUCUUUCGUCGCCGCGCUCUUGGACCGCCGGGCGUUUGUGAUUCGCCACGACUGCAUCCAGUACGCGUUUGAACCAGCCUUCAUCGACUGGCGCCCGUCCCCUGAUCUUCCGAUGGAGCCUUCUCGUCGCACGCGGAAUCUGAAUGAGUCGUUUUCGCCGGGGGUUAUUCCGUUUCUGGAUUUGAAUGGGAAUCGGAUGGGUUUGCAGUGGUUGGAGAGGUUUAAGGCGUUUCGGCAUGUGAAGGUGCUGUGGAAUCGCGGGAUGGUUACGGAGAUGCUUACAAAGGGGACGGGCGAGUGGGCCGAUGCGUUCCGGUCGACGGGGUUGCGCCCACCGUAUGCAUUCGGCUGCAUUCUCCGAUUCCUUGUCAGACCCACGAAGGAGGUAUGGCCGCUGACAGCGCAGCUGCUGCAGGAGUUGAGGGAGGUGCGGACGGUGGUGGUGGGGGUGCAC
Closterium sp. Naga37s-1 is the source of this 888-nucleotide messenger RNA. The record is from the annotation of a GenBank genome assembly. NCBI's taxonomy places the organism in Eukaryota, Viridiplantae, Streptophyta, Zygnematophyceae, Desmidiales, Closteriaceae.